AUGGCGAAUUCUGCGGGCCUGUCGCUGUGCGGGCAGACGCUGGUGGUGCGGGGCGGCAGCCAGUUCUUGGCCACCUCUAUUGCGAAUAGCGAUGAUGACAACCUCUUCAUAUAUGAUUGCAGUACUGCAGAAAAGAAGCCACAGGAAAAUAAAGGGGAGGAUGGGCAGCCCAUGGAGAAGGGGAGUGACUCAAUUCUGGCUUCCACCUUCUCUGAGUCUGGCAACUAUUUUGCUUUAACUGAUGACAGUAAGCGUCUGAUUCUUUUCCGUACAAAACCAUGGCAAUGUCUGAGUGUCAGAACCGUGGUGAGGAGAUGCACCGCCCUGACGUUCACAGCCUCUGAGGAGAAGGUGCUGGUGGCGGACAAGUCUGGGGAUGUCUAUUCCUUCUCUGUGCUAGAGCCUCAGGGAUGUGGGAAGCUUGAGCUGGGACACCUGUCUAUGCUGUUGGAUGUGGUGGUGAGUCCUGAUGACCGUUAUGUCCUCACUGCGGACCGUGAUGAGAAGAUCCGAGUGAGCUGGUCGGCAGCUCCCCACAGCAUUGAGUCCUUCUGCCUUGGACACACCGAGUUUGUGAGUCGGAUAUUUGUGGUACCUGACCAUCCGGAGUUGCUGCUGUCGACCUCUGGGGAUGGCACUCUGCGCCUCUGGGAUUAUCGGAGUGGGCUGGAGCUGCACCACUGUCUCGUGACCAGUCUGCAGGAGCCAGAUGUGCCCCGAAGUGAGAAGGCUUUCACUGCAUCCCGGAUUGUGUACUGCCGCCAAGAGAGCUGUGUUGCCCUGCUGUGUGACAGUAUCCCUGUGGUCUACAUCUUCCAGCUGGAUGCCCCCCGGCGGCAGUUGGUUUACAAGCAGAAACUAUCCUUCCAGCAUCGUGUGUGGGACGUCGCCUUUGAGGAGACACAGAGUCUGUGGGUCCUCCAGGACUGCCAGGAAACCCCGCUGGUGCUUUGCCAGCCUGUGUGGGGGCAGUGGCAGUCUGUUUCUGAAAACAACGUGCUAAAGAAAGUCUCCAGUCAUCUUCGCAGGAAUUGGGCCAUGUUAGAAGGCUCAGCUGGUGUUGGGGACAGCUUCAGCAGUCUGUAUAAGGCCACCUUCGACAACAUGACAACCUAUCUGAAGAAGAAGGAGGAGAGACUGCAGCAGCAACUCCAGAAAAGGCAACGACGGAAGAGCCCGCAGCCUGGGCCCAAUGGACACACCAAGAAGCUGAAAUCAGGAGAAGCGUCCUUGGGCUGUUGA
Molecule: messenger RNA, 1242 nt
Organism: Orycteropus afer afer
Lineage: Eukaryota; Metazoa; Chordata; Mammalia; Tubulidentata; Orycteropodidae
Gene: WDR4
Product: WD repeat domain 4
Exons: 11
Coding region: 1-1242 (413 amino acids)
Biological process (GO): RNA (guanine-N7)-methylation
Cellular component (GO): tRNA methyltransferase complex; nucleus; cytosol
Molecular function (GO): tRNA (guanine(46)-N7)-methyltransferase activity; protein binding
Source: RefSeq, a predicted model, not a curated record